CAGAUGCCCAGGUUUACAGGCGUGUGCAAACCUUUGGGUCGCAGCAAGACAGUCGCCUUGGGGCUGAGGAUGAGGCAAACAGGGGCCUUGGUGCCGGGCAGCCUCCAAUCUCAGGAAUUCGGAAUAUAAGCUGAUGGUGGUGUCGCUUCCUGGUUUCGCUUCUUCCUCACUCACCACCAUCACAGUCUUUAGUAGUCUUCGCUGAAAGACUUUACCCACCUUCCUUCUAACCUUCCCUCCUUCAACCCAGUUAAUACCUUCUUUUCUUCGCGACUUUGAUAGUCUGCUUGUUGUCUACUUGCCGGUCUCUCCUUUGACAAAUUUACUCUUGAAGCAACGUUCUUUAUUUACGUCUGUGACGUUUAGUUAAUUUGUUACCUUUCUAAUCCCUUCUUUUGUAUUAACUGGGUUUAUACCUCCUUCACUCGACAAGAUGUUUUUCAAGAACUGUGCCGUGUUGGCCCUCGCGACUGGUUUCGCUGCCGCUUCGCCCGUCAAGGCUCCCCGUACGCCUGAGGAACUCCCCGCCUACCGACGGAGCACCGAUGUGACCCCCGCCAAGCGUGGGAACGACGGGUUUGGCAACGGCUUCGGUAACCAGUUCAACGACAUCAGCAACAAUGACAACUUCAACUUCUUUGACCAAUUCAACAACUUCAACAACUUCAAUAACGAGCAGGUCAUCCAAGUGCAGAAGGAGAACCUCCAGAUCGUCGACAACGGCCGCGAGCAAGCCAUCGUUCAGCAAGUGGAACAGGUUCUGGUCAUCAACCAGAACAACGGCCGCAAUGGCUUUAACGACUUGGCCCGAAAGUCCAACUUCAGGAAUAACCGAAACGAUGUCAGCACGGUCAUGUUGGUUGUCCAGGAAAUCCAGGUUGCGGUUGAUGAUGGCGAAGGCAAUUUCUUCAGUCAGUCUGUGUUUGCUCAGUCGGCUGUUGUUGCCAACCGUGGCCGUCGCCAGAGCGAGACUGUCAUGAUCUUCCAAUCCGAAGUUCUCAUUGCAACUAACGUCAUCAACGGCCGCAACGGCUUCGGUGGUAACAACGGCUUCGGUGGCAACAAUGGCUUCGGUGGUGGUAUCGGCGGUGUCGCCUCUCCCACUAACGCCCCCGUCGCGGGCGAAAUCCCCUCAAACGGAACCGUUACCGCCAUCCCGACUGCCACUGCUGGCGUUCAGCUUUUUGGUGACAAGCCAACCUGGUCAUCUGUGGUUGAGGACCCUGCUGCCAGCAUUGCCGCGGCGUGGCAGGCGGAGCUCCAGGACGCACAAAACGUUGAGAACGUUAACCAGAACAACGAGGCCAACCAGGCGGCUGCUCAGCAGAUCGGAGAGGUGGCCAAGGGAGGGAAGAACUAAGCGACAACCGACAUUGCGAUUCCACUGCAGAUGGAAGUAUGCGUUCUGUGAUCUGAGGUUGGUGCAGAGAUGAUAGCAGAUACCCUCAAAUGUCGUUUCUCUAGAUUUCCUCGCUUUUCUUCAUUGUCCAAGUGUUCUCAUUCUUGAUAGGUGCAUGUGCAUGCUCAUGCCCUCUGGUGGCGUUUGGCUUCUGUCAUGGUUCGGGCGGUAUUGGAUAGCAACUUUGUUGUGUGGUAGGGUGAAUGCCAGCUCCUGACUGGUUCGGAGAAUGAAGGAAUUAUGAAAGACCCUUUCGUGUCAUGCUUGGCUUGGCUGAAGAUGUGACAGGUUGCAUAGAUGG
Messenger RNA from Lindgomyces ingoldianus, 1700 nucleotides. RefSeq lists its product as uncharacterized. The record is from RefSeq and is a predicted model, not a curated record. The coding region runs from base 434 to 1360 and encodes 308 amino acids. The transcript has 3 exons. NCBI's taxonomy places the organism in Eukaryota, Fungi, Ascomycota, Dothideomycetes, Pleosporales, Lindgomycetaceae.